AUGUCGUAUUCUAAGUUUCAAAAGCUGGAUCGCGACCGGGAGCAGAUUCGGCUGCUGCACCUGAAACCAGCGGAAUUGCACGAACCCAUCUCGGCCACCUUGUCGCUCGCAUACUUGGAUGAACAGCCUAGCUACGAGGCGCUAUCCUACGUCUGGGGAGACGGAGAGGACCCCCUAGAAAUAACCCUGGACGGGGAAACCUUUCCAGUGAAAAUCAAUCUGUUUGCCGCCCUUCGUCUGCGUGACCGUCACGAGAUUAAGGUACUCUGGGUUGAUGCACUCUGCAUAAAUCAAGAAGAUGACGCCGAAAAAUCGUAUCAGGUACGAUUGAUGACCGAAAUUUUUAGAAACUCUAGGCGGUGUUUUGCCUGGCUGGGAGAGUUUGAAGAGGAUGUAGUCUUGAAGCAGGGUGUCACUUUAGACGCCUACCGAGGCGAAGGAGUGACUAUGGACAAAGAAAAUGCGCGCCUGGCACUGGAUUUGGUGACGAAACUAUCAGAGUUAUCAACUGACGGGCACUUCACUGCCGACGAAGCCUGUGUUCCAGCAGGCUGGGUUAGUGUUUCACCGCGGGAGGUGACUGCGUUGAACAAGCUGAUGAGCUUGAAAUUCUUCGAUCGUAUCUGGACGGUCCAGGAGUUCAUUUUGCCAUCCCACGUGGGGAUGGUGCUCGGCACCAUCCGAUGUGAAGAAGCUUUGGAAAGACUGGUAUCCAUGGAUGAGCGGGACUUGUGGAAACAUGAUCCCGUAUAUGGGGGUUGUUGCAAGGCCGCUAUCGAGAAAGUGCCCGAUUUGCCGGCCUUGAUACUGGAUCUGUAUGAGAACACGGUCACUUUAAGACAUAUGCGGAAGAGGCAGCUCACAGUCCACCAAGCCUUGGAACACUUCCGAACUCGGAAUGUCAAAGACCCCAGAGACAAAAUAUUCGGGUUGCUCGGCCUCACAGACCCCUCGACCAGGCAGCUGAUAGAUUACAAGCUCAGCAAAAAGCGAGUAUACAUCGGAUCUGUCCGCUACGGCCUUAGGACCACAAACUCGUUGCGCCCACUCAUGAGAUUACCCGAGAGCAAUCAUGACACGGCCUUGCCAUCAUGGGUGCCCAGCCACGAGGUAGAUGCCCCAGACACUCACACCCGAAACAUGAUGAAAAUGGAGGCCAAAUACCUGUAUCAAGGUCCUUUACUCUUCAGCACCGGGACUCAGCGCGAUAUGGAACUGGGGUCCGCGGGCGCGGAAGACGAGUUGCGGCUUGGUGGGCGCAGGUUCGACACCGUCAGGCGCGUUUUCGAAAAGCCCCCGCAGAGUCUGUGGCAGUCUCAGGGCGGCUCGGUUCUGAGGCGCCGCUUGCGGGAGGAAUGGCUCGACCUCCUCGCGUCCGACCCACGUCUGGACUUCGGCAGCUAUCCCAGCGGCGGGAGCUACACGACGGCUCUGUACCGAACGUUCACCAGCGAUACUCUUGUGCCUAUGGACCGCAAGAUAACGCGAAUCACGGCAGACGAUGAAGAAAUCGUGACAGGGGGUCUGUCUGAGCAGGGCUAUGCCGCCCACAGUGGACUCUUGCCCACGAAGACGUUCUUCGUAACUGAGCGAGGCUACAUCGGAAUUGGACCGGAUACCACUGAAGCCGGAGACGCAGUAUAUGUGCUAUUCGGAGGUCAUCUACCAUUCCUUCUGCGUGAUAUACCGGAGGGGUUGGAGGGAAGAGGUUCCCACACGUAUGUCGGACACGCUUAUGUGCAUGGGAUCAUGGACGGAGAAGUGCUACUCAUGGAUGAUAUUCAGGAUGAAGAGGUUAACAUAGUAUAG
Molecule: messenger RNA, 1809 nt
Organism: Diaporthe batatas
Lineage: Eukaryota; Fungi; Ascomycota; Sordariomycetes; Diaporthales; Diaporthaceae
Exons: 2
Coding region: 1-1809 (602 amino acids)
Source: RefSeq, a predicted model, not a curated record